CACCCCGGUAAACUCCGACAUAGUCGCGAGUCUUCGUACCCCGAUCCUGACCACCCGACCUGUGUUUUCCCGGUCGUCCGCCUCGUCUCCCGUUCCACACUUUUCCGCCCCGCUCGCGGGCUUUUCACGUCGGAUUCCGGUUUUCUUUGCACGCGUUAGCCCGCUCUCGUCGCCACGAUGGAUGAUACCAAAUUGAAGGAACAGUACUAUACACCGCCGCCGAAAGUCAGUAACUGGGAGAGCUUCAAAACCUUCCUAUGGAACUCGGAAACCAAUCAGUUUUUAGGACGAACGGCCGGAAGUUGGGCUAAAAUUAUAUUAUUCUACGUUGUGUUCUACCUAGUAUUAGCAGCUUUCUUCUCAGUGUUAAUGUUUUUGUUCUUCCAAACAAUCGACUAUAAUAAACCGAAAUGGCAAUUGGAUCGCUCCCUCAUCGGCACCAAUCCAGGGUUGGGCUUCAGGCCGACUCCUCCUGACACUCACAUUGACAGUACUCUGAUCUGGUACAAAAGACAAGCAAGCAACUAUGCCUUGUGGGUCCAAAAGCUUGAUGACUUCCUCCAAGAUUAUAGAGAGCCUUCAUUUCUCCCUGGUGGGGGUCAAAACAUAAUCCAAUGCUCAGAUGGAAACAAGCCCCCUCCCGGCAAAGUUUGUGCUGUCAACAUUCAUCAGCUCAAUCCGUGCAUUAAAGAAACAGGAUAUAAUUAUGAUAAGGGAUCACCUUGCAUAUUCCUAAAAUUAAACAAGAUUUAUGGCUGGGAGCCCGCUUACUAUAAUGACACCAAAAACUUACCUGCCAAAAUGCCUGCUGACCUGAAAAACUUCAUCAUUCAAGAGAAAAAUAGAGAACCAUACAAAAAGCUAGAAACGGUGUGGGUUAGCUGUGAAGGUGAAAAUCCUGCUGACAUAGAAAAUAUUGGUCCUAUCUCCUACCUCCCAUCAAGAGGAUUCCCAGGCUACUAUUUCCCGUACAUUAACACAGAGGGCUACCUCAGUCCUGUCAUUGCCGUAUGGUUCGAGUCUCCUGCUCGUGGAGUUUUGAUAAACAUAGAGUGCAAAGCAUGGGCUCAAAAUAUUCAUCAUGAUCGUCACGAGAGGCGAGGAUCAGUUCAUUUUGAAUUGAUGAUAGAUUAAAUUCAGAAGCUAAGUGACAUUGUACCGUUAUCACUCUCAAAACUGAGCUGAGUUUGCUAAUUUUCAGUCGCCUCCAAUCCGACGCACAAAAUGGGUAAAACGAACACUUCAACUCUCUCGUAAUAAAUUAAAUUUACAGUUCAUUAAUUUGGAGUUUCUAAGAUAAGUCAUUUUAACUCCAUUUUAUUAGAUGCUUUCUCAAAUAGUGUUUCAUAUUUAACCAUCUUGACAAACAAGUGAGAAAAGGGGAGCGUUUUUUUUUUAAAACCAGAACAAAUUCAUACAAAUGUUGGGAUUCAAAAUUCAAAACUGUAAUCACAGUUGAGUUGACCUCUUUGUGAGUGUUGAAAAGAGCCUAACAGUCAUAUUUUCUUGUCUUUUCUUUCCUCGUCUGUAUUUAUACAAAUGAAACGAAAAUAAGACCAAUUUUUUUCAGUUGUGAAAAUUUUAAAAUUCAGAAUGUCAAGAGAUUAAUUCUGAAAUAAAUCUUACGAAAGCUUAUAAUCAUCAGCAUUUCAGCUCAUAUAUUUGCAUUGCCAAAAAAAGGGGUACCUUAAUAGAUGUCAAAGGUUCAAAAAAGUCACUAGUUAAAAUGUAAUUUUUGACUGAUCAAUGUAUCAAAGUUGGUUAUGCACAUUGAAGAAAAAUCUUGGUGUUUUUGUUCAUAUUAUGUCUGUGCCUAGCAGCUUUGAUAUUUUUAAAAAAAUAUCAAAAUAUAGUGCAGUUUACUAUUUGCCGAAAACUAGACUGGUAUGUUUAUAGUUACUAUGAUAACUCUCAUUUUCUAAAAUGUGUGGACCUGGUUUUUUACCCUUCAUUUGAAAUCGAUAUUGAAAAACUCCCUCGCAAAUGGCAAACUGGGUCCGUUAAAUUUCCUUUCCUAGCGACUCAGUUACUGAAAGUUAUCCUUAGUUCAGUCCUUUGAGAAGAAAAUAGAUCUCCUGUUGAUAAAGUAACAUACUUUGGAUUAGCUUAGUUUUAACGGAUGAAUUGAUUAAUGACUUAAUAAUGAAUUAAUUAAUUUAAAUGGAUGAAUUAGUAUUUAAUUAAUUGUUGCUUUUAUUCCAUUUUUAUAUUUUUAUUGAUUGAUUGAUUGAUGGAUUGAUGGUUCAUCAGUCUAAGAUUUUAAAGGUGACCUCUGUCUGUGAAUACUGUACAAUUGUACAUGUUGUAAUCAAGUUCAACUUUCGUUGUGGAAUCAUUUCACUUUCUCUCUUUUUUUGUUCAUUUUUGAGCAAUGUGAUUUGAUAUUUCAGCUGUUUUUCAUCCACCAUAUUUAGGUAAUUGAUUGUUUUAGCAAGAAAUUUUUUUCGUAUGGGAAUGUGGUUAAAAAUCAGUAGUGUGAAAACUUGCAUACGCUCUAAGGAGAUAUUGUGCAUUUUUACUCUCACGGUUCAUGCUAUUUCGCUAAAUUUAUUGGUUUUUAGCCAUUCUUUGUCCUGUUUAUUUUAUUUCUUACAUUGUUACGUAAUUUUUAAGUCUUGGUGAAUUUUUGCAGCUCACAGUUUGUGGUCAAAAUGAUUUUUUACUGUAUUAUAUAAAACUGUCUAUGAAUAAAACAAGGUAAAAACUGGUUCAAUUUUUCUACCUUUGCUGAGACGCGUGUAGUGAAAAUGGUAUCAGUAAAAUAUGGCAAAGAAACUAUUUAACCUUCUUUGAUCGCGUGUGGUAUUUCAUGUAGAAAUUAUGAAAAAGGAGAGUAUUUGGGUGUAGUAGACCACUAUACAGCAUAAUGUAACGAAAGGCUUUAAUAGCUGACCUUACAGACAUUGACUGCCAAAAUAUUGCAGUUUCUCAUGAUAGCAUGGCAAAACUCAUUUGAAACUUACUCACCUCUUAAACAAAGUAUUUCAGUUGAGAGUAUUACCAUUGGUCAAGCAGGGCAUAUUUUCAGUUGAAAAAACUUUAAAAUUUUACUUCUCAUGCUUAUGUUUUUGAAUAGCCUAUGAUUAAGGGAAAAUGUUGCGUUGAGUUUCAUCGAAAUGCUUUAUAAGCUUCUGACCAAUAUUUCAAUAAUCGUAUGAAAAAAUAAAUCAGUUCUUUUAAAAAAGAUUUCCCCAAGGUGCUGCAUAACUUUUGCGAGAAUAAAUCAAAAUAAUUCCAUACUGAGGAAGUACGUCUUUUUCAGUGCUCAAUAACUUCAUAUUAGCCUGAUAAAAAGUUCGACUUUUUUCAAGGCAGUACCAAAAAAAGUGGUGUACUUCAUCAAAAAAUUCAUUGCUUUUCAUUGAUGAGAAUUUAUUCUUGUUAUCCACCGCAUACUUCAGCUUCUAAUGGCAAUUUUCCAGUUACAUAUUUUAAUGAUCUCAAGCAUGGUUGGUUUCGAAAAAUUCUCAUUAAAUGCAGAUUUCAAAACUUUUUUGCGCUUCCAAAUUUGUUUUCUUCUCUCUUUAAGUAUCUAAGUCAUUUUAUUUAUUAAAAAAAAAUCUCAAAAUGAAAGUUUUGAGCUCUACUCUGUGGCAUAUUUGAGUUGCUUGUUGAAUGCUUUUCACCCUCUUUUUUUCACAUCUUCUCUAUCUUUGUCUCUCUUUCUCCUUUUUCAUCACUUUUUAUUCAUUAAUAUUUUUCUCUAACCUCUCAAGCUUCUGAUAGGUGAAUAAGUCCACAAGAAUUGAAGAACAAACACGAUGAGUAUGAAAAACUAAGUCGGGUUUUGCACCCACAACGAACUAGUCAAGUAGACUCAAGUUUUGUUUUUUGCAGGCAUGAACAGGGUGCAGUGUAUUCUUAAAAAUAUUUUACGGUGUGAGAAUUUACCAAGGUUUUGGAAUAAGAUGCAUGCUGCAUGACAUUUAUCUUGCGUCAUUUGUUGAGAGGUGAUUUUUUGUCUACGUGUUUCUCGACUGUGCUCGGUAACUUUACAAAUCAAUGCAGUAUUGCCUGAGGGGAUUGUCCAGGAUAUUAAACCUAUACUUUAGGCGGCGCCACAGCAUAAAAACUCGGUGUACCAUAUAUGUAGACUCUUGUUCCUUCUUGCUCAAUAGUUAGGUAACCCUUUGCAUAAUAUUCUGUAGGUUAGAUUCUUUAAUUUUAACUUUAUGACCAAUGAAUCUUCAUCUCAGUACCGGCUAAUCUCUCUUGUCAAAUCUAAGCUCUACCUUGAUUUGCGCUUGCUAAAUGAAAUUGAGAACCGCAGGCAAUUUUAUCCGGCAAAAUGACAAGCUCCCACAGAGGUUGGUCUUUUUUCAGUUCCACAGGGCUUUAAAACAAUGUGCCAAGUUUCCAAAUGGUCGCCGGUUCGUUAGCUAGAGAGCAAACAAAGGUAUUCUCUGGGCAAAUUCUCUCUUCAUCCUUGCUACUCGCGUGUAAAAUUUUUUUAAGCACCUCUUAUCUCAGAAACUUUCUGCAAUGCACCCAAACUGCUAUUGUGCUUUUAAAACUAAAAUAACAGUUGUCUUAGAAGUACAAUUUAUUAGCCAUGAGUGGAGGCCGAAGUUCUUAAUUUGGAUUUAAAAAAAAACAAUGUGAUUCAAUAAUGAAGUAAUUCACACAUUGUUAUUCAGACAUCUCUUGGACUUGAAUUUUUUUUAAAGAAAAGAUUAUCUAGCUCAAUUUCGUGAAAACUUAAUUUUUACCUGUGAUGAGUCAGGUUCUUUUAUGAAUUUUUUGAUUUUUCUCUCUUCUCCUUUCUUCUUUCCCUUGAUGCAACAACAAGAUCUUUUCAACAUGAAUUCGGAAGUAUCCUCAAAAGUCAAAGUAUAUUCAUAACAUUUCAUAGCUCAAGCUGUUUAAUUCCAUGUAGAACUUUUUGCAAUUGGCAAGUUUAUUCUUUUUAGUGAGUGUCCAGCUUAAACUUGUUGACAUUAUGAGCGUAAUCGUUCUCCUUCUAUUUUAUUUUUGAUGUUGAUUUUAAGUUAAACCUUGAUAGAAGAAAUGAUCUGCUUUAAAGUUCUGAUUUCCCGGCAGCUCCUUAUUUGUUUUUAGAGUUUGCAUUAUUUUCCGUUAGUCAAUCUCUACUUCCCAUGCUUAUAAUGAUAAAAGAACAAUCAAUGUUUAGAAGAAACCACAUGUUUUCCUUACCAAAAUUAGGAGUGCAAAAUAAGUUACAACUUGAAAUCUUGUCGCAAUUGCGACACCAGAUUUUUUUGUUAUAUUUGUUAAUAUUUUAAAGAUUUGGAAAGUCAUCGAUCAAAUCAGCUGUUCUUGUAUUGUUCUCACAACUAGUCAUAGGGAAAUUACACGUAGAUAAUUAAAUAAAAUUAAACAUUAUAUUGAUUUUAAUCGUAUUAUCCAUUCUAGACAUAGACUCUAUUAAUCGCUUUGAAGCUGCCGCAAUUUUAGUUUGUUUCCGUACCCUUGUUCUUUGUUCAACCAUCCUAUUAGUAGUCCAUCCUUGUUUCCUUUUUGACCGUAAUAUUUUUUCAUUAUUUUAAGUGUAUAAUUAAAGUAAUUUCUUAGAAAAAUGAUAAAAGGCCCAGUUUCCUCUCUCAUUUAAAAUUCUUGUUACUUGUGCUUGGCCUACGAGUCUGUUAAAUGUUUAGUUCACUUAAUUCAUUGGUUCCUGAAUCAAAAUUGAGUCCAGUUACAAUUGUAACCUGUUUAAAUAUCCUUUUUGCCUUGAAAUGACCUACGUAAUUAUAACAGGCCUCUGUUCUCUCUUUUUUGUCUAUCCUUAUCCUUUUAUUUAUUUUCCUCUUUUUUUAAAAUGUAUUUAGUAUUACAUUUUCUAUUGUGACAUUUUAUUUUAUUGAUUUUUCCUAAAAUAACCAGGAAGGUUGUAGCCGGAAGAAAAAGGAAAAGUAAACAGACAGUCUACUUCAAAAUUUCAUUUUUCAUUUUUGUCAGUUAUGAAUCUGUAUAAACUGUUGUAACAAAAAUAAAAAAAUGAUGACCACAUA
This is a messenger RNA of Bemisia tabaci, 5972 nucleotides long. RefSeq names its product sodium/potassium-transporting ATPase subunit beta-2. Gene Ontology annotation, biological process: intracellular sodium ion homeostasis; intracellular potassium ion homeostasis; potassium ion import across plasma membrane. The record is from RefSeq and is a predicted model, not a curated record. Gene Ontology annotation, molecular function: ATPase activator activity. Gene Ontology annotation, cellular component: sodium:potassium-exchanging ATPase complex. Lineage: Eukaryota; Metazoa; Arthropoda; Insecta; Hemiptera; Aleyrodidae.